This is a messenger RNA of Ostreobium quekettii, 2336 nucleotides long. NCBI's taxonomy places the organism in Eukaryota, Viridiplantae, Chlorophyta, Ulvophyceae, Bryopsidales, Ostreobiaceae. The record is from the annotation of a GenBank genome assembly.
AUGCCGCUGACACGCUCUCGCGCCCCAGGUAGGGUGCGGGGCCGAGAGCCCAUCGGGGGCAGCGGGCGCAAGACAUCUCGCCGCAUUGCCGGCGGGCGCAUUGCUGGUGGGCGCGAUCCCAAUGCGGGGGCGAACGCCGGACGGAGGGUUCGCCGAUCGGCGAGGCUGACCGGCCACAAGCCCGGUGGGAUCGCCGCGCCCGCUGACGCAGGAGAGGCGUCGGAUUUGUCGAUCAAAAAUGUGCCGAGUGGUGGGGAUGCGUCAGGUGGGAUUGGCACUGGCAUGGCGAGCGGAUCAUCGUCGGAAGGGGAAGAGGGGGCCGGGAGGGCUGGCGCAGAGGGAGGCGAUCGCGGCGUCGAUUGGAUGGAAGAUGUUUGUGAGGAUGAGGGGGAAGGAAGCGGUAGCGAGGAGCUGGGACGUAGACAUACGAGGGGAUGUCGGCGGGCUGCUCUGUCGAGAUCGGCCGGCCCGUCCAGAAGGGGGAGAGGAGUGCGGGCUAGGGCGGCCGGGGCCGGGCGCCGGAGGCAGAGGGAGCUGAUAAGGGAUGAUUCGGACAGCGACGACAGCGAUUACGCGCCGGAGCCGAGCGAGGAGGAGGAUGUGGAGGAUGAGGAGGAUGCGAAAGUGAUGAAGGUGAUGGGGGCCGUCGGGAGGGCCUGGGGGCGGGCGGGAGAGGCGCGGGACGUCGUGGACCUGGUUUCGAGGGACAGCGACAGCGACGGCACUGUGGACGAGGUGCCGCUCGCGGCGAGGGCGGUGGUCAGAACAAAGGGAGAUGUUUCAGGACGCAGCAAGCGCAGUAGGCAGUCGCGUGCAGACAAAAGGCAGAAAAAGCGGCGCUGCUGGAGCCCAGAGAAGCCAGAGAUCUUUGAGAACGGGUACAUAUCUGGCGAUCUGGAUUUGGAUCCUGAGGCCCUUGGUUGGAGUAAAAGCAAGGAGCAAAUGGAGCCAUCGAGUGAGCUUCUGAUGCCACUGCUGCCUUUUCAGAAAGAAUUUCUUGCAUGGGCAGUCAAGCAGGAGCAUGGCCCAUUGCGGGGAGGGGUACUGGCAGAUGAAAUGGGCAUGGGGAAGACCAUCCAGGCCAUCGCUGUGAUCCUGGCCAACCCAAUUGUACCUGCUCGGGGGCUAAAGACGCCAAAGCAUCAACUAGCAGCCAUGAGCAAGCCAGGUUGUCCCAGCCAGCCUUUGGCCAUGGAUCGUUCUCCCGCCAUGUGUGUGCCCAUUUCUGAGUCCCUGCCCACCACACCUCCUGCGUAUACAGCAGGCAUGGCAAGGGUUUUGGAUGACGUUGCUGUGUCAGCGUGCUGUGGGACGACCCUGGUUGUGUGCCCACUGGUUGCUGUGAUUCAGUGGAGGCAGGAGAUCGCACGGUUCACCACCCCAGGCGCUCUGAAAGUUCUCAUCUACCAUGGACCCAAAAGGACCACAAGCCAGGCUGAGCUGGAGGAGGCAGAUGUUGUGCUCACAACAUACUCAAUACUUGAGAAUGAAUACCGGAAGUCUGAGAUGCCCAGCAAGGUGCAAUGCAGGUACUGUGGGAAGAAAUUCUACCCCGAUCGGCUGAAGGUCCAUUUGAGGUACUUCUGUGGGCCAAAUGCCGUUAAGAGCACAGCUCUGGCCAAGCAGAAGCGCAAGACGGUCUCCAAAACAAAGACGAUACCUUCCAGGAAAGGGAUGGCCAGCAGCUCCAAGGGAUUCCAUCUGGGGUGCGAGUCAGCUGAGGAGGCGGGCAUGAUGGGUGGCAGUGUAAAGGACCUUCCACCUAACCUCCGGCAUCUCUUUGACGAAGGCCGCAUGUGGGCACAUGAACAGGACGCCCUGGACAUGAUCCUUGAGGCAACGAGGGACAAGGGGGAAGACUUUGGCAAACGCUCAGGUUCCUUACUGCAUCGGAUAUGCUGGUGCCGCAUCGUUCUGGAUGAGGCACACAGCAUCAAGGAGAGGCGUUGCAAUACGGCUCAUGCUGCAUUUGCACUGAAGUCCAAGUACAAGUGGGCCCUGAGCGGAACGCCGCUGCAAAAUCGAGUGGCAGAGCUGUACUCUCUCAUUCGAUUCAUCAGGACGUACCCCUACUCAUACUACUUCUGCCGCAAGUGUGACUGCAAGUGCAUCGACUACCCCUUCAAGUCCAACUCACGGCAGUGCCGCACCUGUGGCCACUCGCCUCUUCACCACUUCUGCUGGUGGAACAAGUACGUCGCAAACCCCAUCAAGAGGUAUGGGUACAGCUCUGCAGGCAAGCUGGCAAUGGCAGUCCUGAAGACCGAAAUCUUGGACCGGACACUGCUGCGAAGGACGAAGGUGCAGUGUGCUGACGACCUGGCACUCCCACCAAG